Coregonus clupeaformis (lake whitefish) is the source of this 1458-nucleotide messenger RNA. Its product is annotated as pituitary adenylate cyclase-activating polypeptide type I receptor-like. Gene Ontology annotation, molecular function: G protein-coupled peptide receptor activity; vasoactive intestinal polypeptide receptor activity; peptide hormone binding. The coding region runs from base 1 to 1458 and encodes 485 amino acids. Gene Ontology annotation, cellular component: plasma membrane. Lineage: Eukaryota; Metazoa; Chordata; Actinopteri; Salmoniformes; Salmonidae. The transcript has 13 exons. Gene Ontology annotation, biological process: cell surface receptor signaling pathway; adenylate cyclase-modulating G protein-coupled receptor signaling pathway. The record is from RefSeq and is a predicted model, not a curated record.
AUGCUGGAAACCAGUAUCUGGAUUGGUGCUAGUGCUGUAUCUGCAGAUGGGAGGAAGGACAACCUGAGGAGCAAGCAGACCCGCAAGGGAGACCCGGAAGUGGAGGCCAUCCAUCCAGACUGUGCCUUGGUGUCCCAACACAUGAAGGCCCAGGAGAGCUGUAUUCACACACGCAGACAAGAGGGUCGCAACCGCUCUGCCAGGACAGGGUGUCGUACGGAGUGGGAUGAGGUCAGGUGCUGGUACCAGGCUGAUGUGGGCCAGAUUGUCAACGUGUCUUGCUCAGACGUCUCCCAGCUCUUCGCCAACAAAGGUUACAUCUUCAGGAACUGUACGAAGGAUGGCUGGACAGAGCUGUACCCUACGUAUGAGGAGGCCUGUGAGUUCGCAGAGGAGUCAGAGACAGGAUCAGAGACAACAUACUUUUCGACCAUCAGUCAGGUGUACACUGCAGGAUACGCAACCUCCCUCAUCUCCCUCAUAUCAGCCAUCUUUGUCUUCGCUGUGUUCAGGAAGUUCCACUGUACCAGGAACUACAUCCACAUCAACCUGUUCUCCUCGUUCAUCCUGAGAGCCAGUGCCGUCUUCAUCAAGGAUGGGGUUCUUUUUGCUGACGAGAACCUCGACCACUGCUUCAUGUCCACUACGGCGUGUAAGUCAGCGGUGGCCUUCUUCCAGUUCAGUAUCCUGGCUAACUACUUCUGGUUGCUGGUCGAGGGCAUGUACCUCCAGACCCUCCUUGCCCUCACCUUCGUCUCACACAAUAAGUACUUCUGGUGGUACACACUCAUCGGCUGGGGUCUCCCAACCACAAUAUUGUUGGUGUGGGUUCUGACACGAAACUUCUAUGAUAACAGAGGUUGUUGGGACGACACCGAUGUGACCUUCAUCUGGUGGAUUAUCAAAGGGCCUAUAACUGCAUCACUGCUGGUCAACUUCAUCAUCUUCAUUAAUGUGAUCCGUAUUCUGGUCCAGAAGCUAAAGUCUCCCUGUGUUGGGGGCCACGAUACUGGGCACUUCAUGAGGCUGGCUAAGUCCACCCUGUUCCUGAUCCCUCUGUUUGGGAUGCACUACAUGGUGUUUGCCUUCCUACCAGAGAACACAGGAGAGGAGGCACGCAUCUUCAUAGAGCUGGGUCUGGGAUCCUUCCAGGGCUUUGUUGUGGCUCUGCUCUACUGUUUCCUGAAUGGAGAAGUGCAAGGGGAGCUGAAGAAGCGUCUGUGGAAGUGGCAGACCCAGGGCUAUCUGAGCUACAGUAGGAGAAGACGCACCCUCUUCACAGAGAGCUCCACCGUCACACAGAUCUCUGUGCUGGAGAAGUCCUCCCCCAAGGAGCUGCCCUGCAUCAGUGACACACACACUCACACACACCGACACACACUCACACACAGCUCUGUCUCAAUCUGUGACGACACACACAACUCUAUAGAACUGUCUCUAGAGAGGGCUCUCUUUUAA